Anopheles coluzzii is the source of this 1776-nucleotide messenger RNA. RefSeq lists its product as uncharacterized. The coding region runs from base 1190 to 1726 and encodes 178 amino acids. Lineage: Eukaryota; Metazoa; Arthropoda; Insecta; Diptera; Culicidae. The transcript is spliced from 5 exons. The record is from RefSeq and is a predicted model, not a curated record.
AUGCGGGGUUUUUCCCAUCGCGUAUCGCGGGUUCGCGCCUGACCCACACUAACGGGUGAUCUGUUAGCGAACUGUUUCGAUUAUUGAUCUUCUCAAGCUGGAACAUUUGAAGAGAUGAAAUGUUCUAAUGUACUCUGCAUAGGUAAUGCACUACUUUUACAAUUUCAUUGUAAUAUCAGAGGUUGUUUCGAACGCCUCAAUAACAUGCCCAUCAUGGGUUCAAGCCUGAAAUGGACCGCCCCAUCCCCGUUGCAAAGAAUUGACUAUCCGGCUGCGAGGUAAUGAAUUAAGUCUCGAAAACCUGUAUAAGCCGACAUGUCCGCGUAGGACGUUACGCCAUAUAGAAGAAGAUCAGUUGUUGUUUAUAUAUAUUUUCCGCUCAACAUUGAUACUUUUAUUUUUGUUUCAUUAAUUGCUCAUAAUAAAUGACUUUCUUACAUAGCAGCCAAUUCUUUGGAGUCAUGGCCAGCAACAGGUCAACAAGCCUGGGGCCAGAACGGUUAUCUAAAGUUGUGUAUCAUUCCAUUAACUAACCUUUUACACAAAGAGCAUAUUCACGCCAUCUGAGACUGUGUCAGUUUUGUCCAGUACGAUUCGAAUACCAUGACAAGUUGAGUGGAAGCUGGAUAAGUCGAAUCAUUUGUAAAAUUAACGUCUGAAUCAAAAUAUUUUACAAUAUAUACGAACAUUUUGCACUGUCUGGAAGUCUAUCCGAUCGGCUCAUACAAUGCCGAGAAAAAUCUUAACCGGAACAUCCCCCGUAACAGAAAUAAGCUGACUAUCCGGUUGUGUGGUACCAAUAAGUAUCGAAAGACGGAAGCCUGUAUAGGCUGGUAUGGUCGAGUAGGGUACUACACAAAAAAAAGAAGAUGUGUAAAAAUUGUACUAUUUGACAAAAUUGUCGUUGGCCAUUGAAAAUUAAAUGAUUAUAUUUCAAAUGUAUCACAUCUUGCUCUAUUAACCUUCCGCUUGUUUUGUUUUGAUAAACAUAUGCCAUUCUUGACAGUUGGUGGUGUUUGAAAUUCAGUUGAAAUGUCAACAGAAUUGUUUUGCUUGGCUUCGGAGAACGCGCCCUCGGAAUAGCAAGAAACAAAAAAUCGCUUGUGGUUCUUCGUUUAUCUAUUUUGUUAAGAUAAUCAUUACUUUACCUUAAAUUGUAACUAGCACGUGAAAGUACUCGCAUUGAGAAAUGAAAAUGUCUGCUGAUAAACCGGAUUUCGAGGAUAACGUCCCUACGGAACAGCAUCUGAAAGAACUGCUAACAACGGCUAUUGAAUUGGAUGCAAAUAUAUCGGAAAUAGAGCAGGAACGAAACAAAGCAUCUGAGCAGUUGGAUGCUGUUUGGAGUAGAAUCCAUCAAGCUAUCGUCAACGAAGCUGAGUUAAAACGAAAACGAGCCACGAUUCAGCAGUUAAAUAAUGAUUUUAGCAUUCAAGUACACAGACAGAAAAAAGAGGAAAGCUUCAUGGAUCAGUUCAAAGCACUGCAGAACGCUAUGGGCAUUACCAUUGUUUGCAAACCAGAACUGAAGACGACAGAGAUCACAUUCGACGAUGCACUAAAGACAAAAGUUUCAUUCGUAUAUGAUAUCAAAGGAAUAACGCUUGGUGAGAUGUACCCAGCACACCCUAAUGUGGAUGCAAUUCGGACGCAGCUUAGCGAAACAGGAGAUUUGUUGGGAUUUCUUUCGACGCUGAGGAAAAAACUAACACUGCAGAACGUCUAAAGUUAGCGUAAAUAGCUGUUAAUAAAAUAAAUAUAUGUAUUCAACCCGCA